AUGGCAACUGGGGACCCUGAAAUACAGUUGAUUAGAAUGUUCCACCAGGCACCUCUCCACUGGACCUGGCCAGUUGUUCUGCUCGGCCUUCUAACUGGGAUAGCCUGCUCAGCUCCAAUAGCAACGAAAGCGAGAGGGAGCUUGGAAGGGAGAUGGGAGACUCUCCUCUCCAGAUCCUUGUAUCCGAUCUCUGGGAGGAAAUUAGACCUCGGCUGGGACAGGGACUAUUUCACAGGAAUCAAGAGAGUGAGGAGGCUUUAUUGCAAUGUUGGCAUCGGGUUUCACCUCCAAAUCACGACAGAUGGACAAAUUAGUGGAGCACACCCUGAAAACCAGUACAGUCUCUUAAUGAUUUCUACAGUAGAGUUGGGAGUGGUCAGUUUGUAUGGUGUGAAAACUCAUGCCUUCAUUGCAAUGAAUAACAAAGGUCGACUGUAUGCAUCGACGGACUUCAAUAACGAGUGUGAAUUCAAAGAAAGACUCUUGCCCAACCGCUACAAUGUGUAUGAAUCAAAGGCCUACCCGGGGAUGUACAUAGCAUUAAGUAAACACGGAAGAGCAAAGAGAGGAAGCAAAGUUACUCCCACCUUGAGAGUUACACAUUUUUUGCCUAGGUUAUAA
Molecule: messenger RNA, 621 nt
Organism: Pristis pectinata (smalltooth sawfish)
Lineage: Eukaryota; Metazoa; Chordata; Chondrichthyes; Rhinopristiformes; Pristidae
Product: fibroblast growth factor 4A-like
Exons: 4
Coding region: 1-621 (206 amino acids)
Biological process (GO): positive regulation of cell population proliferation; animal organ morphogenesis; positive regulation of gene expression
Cellular component (GO): cytoplasm
Molecular function (GO): growth factor activity; fibroblast growth factor receptor binding
Source: RefSeq, a predicted model, not a curated record